Molecule: messenger RNA, 1086 nt
Organism: Candida dubliniensis CD36
Lineage: Eukaryota; Fungi; Ascomycota; Pichiomycetes; Serinales; Debaryomycetaceae
Gene: RAD51
Product: recombinase
Exons: 1
Coding region: 1-1086 (361 amino acids)
Biological process (GO): double-strand break repair via homologous recombination; DNA recombinase assembly; mitotic recombination
Cellular component (GO): condensed nuclear chromosome
Molecular function (GO): double-stranded DNA binding; ATP binding; DNA strand exchange activity
Source: RefSeq, a predicted model, not a curated record
AUGACUCAAACAGAAAUCGACCAAGCUGAACUUACUGAAGAAGGAUCACAUCCACAAAAUAUCAACGCUGAUGCUGAAGUUGAAGCAGAAGAAGACGAAGAUAUUUUGAAUGGACCAUUAUUGAUUGAACAAUUGGAAGGAAAUGGGAUUAAUGCCUCUGAUAUCAAAAAAUUAAAAGCUGAAGGUUUCCAUACUAUUGAAAGUAUUGCCUAUACUCCCAAAAGACAUCUUAUGACAGUUAAAGGAAUCAGUGAAAAUAAAGCUGAGAAAAUAUCAGCUGAAGCUGCAAAAUUAGUUCCCUUGGGUUUCACCACAGCCAGUGAAUUUCAUUCGCGUCGUUCUGAAUUAAUUUGUUUAACCACUGGUUCAAAGCAAUUGGACACUUUAUUGGGAGGUGGUAUAGAAACAGGUAGUAUCACUGAAGUGUUUGGUGAAUUUAGAACUGGUAAAUCACAAUUGUGUCACACGUUAGCCGUUACGUGUCAGUUACCAAUCGAUAUGGGUGGUGGUGAAGGGAAAUGUCUUUAUAUUGAUACCGAAGGUACAUUCCGACCAAAUAGAUUGGUAUCCAUUGCUCAAAGAUAUGGAUUAAAUCCUAAUGAUUGUUUGGAUAAUGUAGCUUAUGCCCGUGCUUAUAAUGCUGAACAUCAAUUAAAUUUAUUAAAUAUUGCUUCUCAAAUGAUGGCCGAAUCACGAUUCUCUUUAUUGAUUGUUGAUAGUAUUAUGUCCUUGUACCGUACUGAUUAUGCUGGUAGAGGUGAAUUGAGUGCAAGACAAACUCAUGUUGCCAGAUUCAUGAGAACUUUACAACGUUUGGCCGAUGAAUUUGGUAUUGCUGUAAUUAUCACCAAUCAAGUUGUUGCCCAAGUUGAUGGUAUGUCUGGUAUGUUUAAUCCUGAUCCUAAAAAACCAAUUGGAGGCAAUAUCAUUGCCCAUGCAUCAACAACUAGAUUAUCAUUUAAAAAGGGAAGAGGUGAAACAAGAAUUUGCAAGAUCUAUGAUAGUCCCUGUUUACCUGAAAGUGAAUGUGUUUUUGCCAUCUAUGAAGACGGUAUUGGUGAUCCAAAAGUAGAAGAUGAUGAGUAG